Venustampulla echinocandica is the source of this 1281-nucleotide messenger RNA. Its product is annotated as putative 54S ribosomal protein L35, mitochondrial. NCBI's taxonomy places the organism in Eukaryota, Fungi, Ascomycota, Leotiomycetes, Helotiales, Pleuroascaceae. The record is from RefSeq and is a predicted model, not a curated record. The transcript has 2 exons. Bases 1 to 1281 code for a protein of 426 amino acids.
AUGGCUGUUUGUCACAAGGCCGCAAGGCCGUUGGCGCGAUGUAUGCAGACCUCUCAACCACCAUGUUUUUCAGCAAGAUCAAUUCGACAGUUUACAACCACGUCCCGGCGGGACGGGGAGGUUGCUACAGUGCCUGAAACCGAGCCCAUCGUUUACGACCCAGCUACAGUCACAUCCAGAAAGGGCGAAAAGGCAUUGAUGAAGAGUGGUGUGAUGCCAAUUGGGUCAAGACGUCGUCGUGCAGCCCUGAAAUCUUCCGGAAAUCUCCCAUUCGAGCAACUUCCUUACCAAUGCUUUCAGGAGGCUCUCAAGAUUUUCCGAACAGAUAGGGAGGAGAAGCUGAAGCAGAUUCAAACCGAGAGAUUACGGAUAUCGAAUCUAGAAGCUCAAGAUGCUUCAAACGUUAAGGGUGGAGAGGUGCAGAAGCAGAGACGGCUGGUUAGCAUGAGAAGCCAUCUUGAGUAUCUGAAGAUCCAGGCGGAUAUUAAUGAUCCGCUAAUCAAGAAGCGCUUUGAGGACGGCGAAGGCGAUAUGAACAAACCCAUCUACCGCUACAUGGCUGAGAAACAAUGGCGGAAAUACCAACAGCUCCUCAUCGCUCAGCGCAUAGACCAGUUCAACAUUGUCCCCGACGUGCUUCCCCAUUUCGAACCUACCGCCGAUGUACGCCUAGCAUUCAAGCAACGUAGUGUGCAGCAUGGAGAAUAUGUCGAUUCUCGAGUCAGCGAGGUCCCUCUCCGAUUGAAAGUACAGGUCUUUGACAAGGGCGAGCGACUUGUCAGUAUCGUGGUUAUUGAUUCGGAUGUUCCAGUUUCCGAGGAGGAUAACUUCACAUCCCGCUGCCAUUUCCUUGCGACCAACAUUCCGCUCUCUCCCACCAUCACCUCAAUACCCAUUUCGCAACUCCCUAAAGAGUCGAUUGCACUACCUUGGAUGCCGCCGUUCGCGCAAAAGGGGUCGCCAUAUCACCGCUACUCCGUCUUCGUCCUGCAACAACAGCCCGGCGAGACUCUAGAUGCUGCGCAGCUGAAGGAGGCUGUGCAACGCGAUGGGUUCCGACUACGAAGCUUCAAAGACAAGUAUAAGCUGGACCCGAUCGGGAUGAGCAUAUUCCGCAGCACAUGGGAUGAAGGGACUGCAGGGGUCAUGCAGAGAGCCGGCAUUGAGGGCGCGGAUAUUGAGUUCAAGAGGAAGAGGGUCGAGGCCCUUAAACCGAAGCAGAAGGCGAGAGGCUGGGAGGCACGGCACUCUAGCGCUAAGUAUAGACAGCUGUGGAGAUGA